UCCUCAUCACUCGGGACUCUUCUCAAGCCCAUGGCCGUCUCAUGUUCAGCUCAAACCGUCUCUCUAACCUCUCUCUGCUAACACCACUCACACCCUCCCGACGUCUCUGCACGUCCCUCACUACCACCUCCAUCCUCCGCCUUACCCAUCCCACUUUCACGCGACCUCUACAGAUCCCCCACUCCACCCGAACAUCACUCACACCUCUGCGUUGGUCCCACACCAUGCCUCCAAUUCACUCCAAAAAACACAAGAUUGCGGUGAUUGGGUCGGGCAACUGGGGCACGACAAUCGCCAAAGUCAUUGCAGAAAACACACAAGAGCAUGAAGACCUCUUUGAACAAGAGGUGCAAAUGUGGGUGUACGAGGAGGAAUAUCAGCUCCCCAAGGACAGCAAACACUACGACGGCGGCUCGGAACUCUGCACCAAACCCCAGAAGCUCACCCAGCUGAUCAAUGGCCUCCACGAAAACGUCAAAUACCUGCCCGGCAUUCCACUCCCCAAAAACAUUGUGGCCAAUCCAGACAUUGCCGACGCAGCCAAAGACGCCACCAUCCUCGUCUUCAACCUUCCACAUCAAUUCAUCGGCAGGAUAUGUGACAUGCUGCGCGACAAGGUGAUUCCGUAUGCGAGAGGCAUCAGCUGUAUCAAAGGUGUUGCCGUGUCCGAGGACGGUUGCGAGCUCUUCUCGGACAGCAUCGGCCGCAAGCUGGGCAUUUACUGUGGCGCCCUCAGCGGUGCCAACAUUGCCAACGAAGUUGCCCUGGAAAAGUGGUGUGAAACAACGGUGGCCUACGACCCUCCGGCUCUGGACUCCCAACACGGCUCCCCCGACCGCUCUUCAGCAGCUGCAGACGACAACGCUCUAUCCCGAACAAAGUCUCGAGCUCUCCCCGCCGAAUAUCCCCCUCUCAACCACAUCAACAUCAAAAAGCUCUUUCACAGGCCAUACUUCCAUGUGCGCCUGGUUCGUGACGUUGCGGGUGUAUCCCUCGGCGGUGCUCUCAAAAACGUCGUUGCUAUCGCUGCUGGCUUUGUGGAUGGGCUGGGCUGGGGCGAUAACGCCAAAGCUGCCGUCAUGCGCGUUGGCAUUCUCGAAGAGGUCAAAUUUGGCACUCGCUUCUUCUCCACCUGCCAGACCGAAACCUUCACCCAAGAGUCUUGCGGCGUGGCGGACAUGAUCACCUCGUGUUCUGGAGGCCGCAACUUCCGAUGUGCAAAGAUGAGCGUGAAGGAGGGCAAGCCGAUUGGGGAGAUUGAAGAGCGAGAGCUCAACGGGCAGAAGCUGCAAGGCACCAGCACGGCGUAUGAGGUCAAUGAAUUCUUAAAGGCGCAGGGCAUGGAAAAGGACUUUCCGCUCUUCACUGCCGUGUACAACAUUCUUGCGGGAAAUGCGAAGCCGCAGGACAUCCCCAAGCUUAUUGAAGUGACGAGCGAAGGAGACGAGUAGAGUCCAUUCUGAAGACGAAAUCGGCGAUACCCCGAGGCAAGCGGCAUGCCAUUUGGCAAGGCUCGCUGUGUUUAUUAGGUCUAUAGCAUUGCAAUAGCAGCCACGCCUGCUCCCAACAAACCUCCUGCAAUGAUCGGCGCCGCCGUCUGUCUUGCAGCACCAUGGCUUGAGGCGCUUGAAGCAACGGAUUCCGCGCCACUGGUGAUGGUCGAAACGACACUUCCAGCGCCAUUGGUGACUUCGGUGGCAAUGCUGCCGCCGGCAGAGGUAAUAACCGUGGCGACGCUCCCGGCACCGCUGG
Molecule: messenger RNA, 1752 nt
Organism: Neohortaea acidophila
Lineage: Eukaryota; Fungi; Ascomycota; Dothideomycetes; Mycosphaerellales; Teratosphaeriaceae
Product: putative glycerol 3-phosphate dehydrogenase
Exons: 2
Coding region: 42-1451 (469 amino acids)
Biological process (GO): carbohydrate metabolic process; glycerol-3-phosphate catabolic process
Cellular component (GO): nucleus; glycerol-3-phosphate dehydrogenase (FAD) complex; cytosol
Molecular function (GO): NAD binding; glycerol-3-phosphate dehydrogenase [NAD(P)+] activity; protein homodimerization activity
Source: RefSeq, a predicted model, not a curated record